Messenger RNA from Asterias rubens (European starfish), 9060 nucleotides. RefSeq names its product mediator of RNA polymerase II transcription subunit 13-like. Gene Ontology annotation, molecular function: transcription coregulator activity. The transcript is spliced from 35 exons. Gene Ontology annotation, biological process: regulation of transcription by RNA polymerase II. NCBI's taxonomy places the organism in Eukaryota, Metazoa, Echinodermata, Asteroidea, Forcipulatida, Asteriidae. The coding region runs from base 117 to 6749 and encodes 2210 amino acids. Gene Ontology annotation, cellular component: mediator complex. The record is from RefSeq and is a predicted model, not a curated record.
UAUACGCGAGCGGACUAAAGCCGCCCCCGUGGUCGAUUUUAACCCGGAAUUUUACCAUUUUUUUUGGAUCAUACUACCGUAAAGGUUGUGGAAUAUAGGAGAGUCAUGUCUCUAAUAUGACUGCCGCAAAUUCGGCGGCGAAUGGUGCUAGUUUGGAAGAUUGUCACACCAACUUGUUCGCCCUGACGGAUCUUUCGGGCAUCAAAUGGCGUAAGUUCAGCUACGAUUGUCCCCAGGAGCCCCUGGGGCCCCUGGAGGAUCCCGUCCUGCUUUCCUACUCGCGCUGCAUCGCAGCUAACAUUCUCAGCGUGUGGCAUCGUGUCCCGUACAUGAACACGGACCUAUUACUCUCUCUAGAUGUGCCGACGAAACCUGACCCCAUUUGGUCUAAGGAACUAUGGAUUUAUUGGUACGGAGAUGACCCUAAUCUGGAAGGGAAGAUUUUACCGGAUUUAAAAGACGUGGAUGACGGUCAUUGGGAUAAUGGCCUGUCUUAUGAGUGCCGCACGUUGCUCUUCAAGUCACUGCAUAAUCUCAUUGAGAGGUGUUUGUUGAGCCAUAAUUAUGUCCAUCUUGGCCGAUGGUUUGUCAGGCCAUAUGACAGCCUUCCUGCAACUCCUGACUCAUUCAAUGAUCACCUGUCAUUCGCCUUUAGUUUCUUCCUACAUGGAGAGAGUACAGUAUGUGCUAACAUUGAGGUCUCCCUCCAUCAACCGGUGUGCCGGCUGUCAAUGGACCAUCUUGCCCUUGCGCAGGGAUCUGCGACCGGUUUCCAAGUUAUCCUGACACCGUACGGACUGAGUGGAGUACUGACUGGUCAUUCCUACAAAGCUAGCCAUUCGGUUAGUCGUAGGAUCCUAAAUGAGUGGUGCCACUUCUACCCUAUCAAGUUCCAAGGGGAGGAGGAUGGGGGUAGAGACGUACCCCAAGAUGAAGACGGCCUGGAGGAUGGCCUUCCUGCUGUUGUUGAUGUCCUUGUGGGUGGAGUACGGAUGUUGUAUCCGACUGCCUAUGUGCUGGUACCCCAGAGUGAGGAGCUUGCCCAUGUCCCCAUGGCACCACUGUCUGGCAUGACAUACCUUCCCCCUCCCCCAGUUCAGAAUGCUGGGGCAAGAAUACAUGGCAUCACAGCUGCAGCCAUGUCGUCAAUCUCAUUGACUCCGCCCACUUCCCCGCCCGACCAGCCCAUUCCGGGCGAAGCUAAGAUCACCAUGGUAUCAUCAGGGAUGUAUCCAAGCACCCCUGACCCGUCCAUGUGUUCCCUAGAGUCCGAGAUGACAUCACCAGCAUUGGCUGGACGUGUCGCUGGUAGAAUGUGGAGGGAAUUGACAGUGGCUGCUGAUAACCCAGCAAUUGUUAGCACUCCUCAACCCGUUGAGCCAGCUGUCAUGCCCAAUGAGGACGGAACCACAACAGAGACAAGGAGUACCGCCACCAAUACUAUGGUCACAUGGGAGUUCAACGACCCUUGCUCAAGAUCCAACUGUGGUUGCUCAAGGCAAAAAGCCCUAAAGCAAAAAGGAGGUUUACCUUUCAGCAAGUCUCAUCAAUCAGGCCAUAUUAGCAGCAAGCACUCCAAGUCAGACUCUAAGCAGGAGCGUCAACAGCGGACCCAGCGCCCUGUCACGCCGUUCCACCAUCGUACAAUGAUAAGCGAAGACCUUCUAGCCCUGGAGCAAGAAGCUGUUAAUCAGAGACUUUCACUCCAGAGUGCUGCAUCAAACUUACCCGCCACUGCUGCACAACAGCAACCGCAGCAGGACAGUAAACUCAACACAGGCAAAUUCACCCAGCCAAGCCCGGCGUUUCGUCCUGUCGGCCCGAAUGAUUCCGUACUGACGGAAUCGCCUCCCUCCGUUGCACCCUCGCCGCUUAUCCCUCCACCGGCGAGUGCAACGAACGCUAAUGAGAGAACUAUGCCCGCGUUAAGCCCGUACCCACCCGCCCGAAGCGGGAGUGAUUCGGGUACGCCAACGGCCACCAACGCACCGGCUGUCUUCUCACGGACGGACACAAUCCCCCCUAACCCGGAUCAUCCGGAGGGUGUAGGGAUGCUGCCCAUGAUGGGUAUGCACAUUGUGGAUGCUAUACAGAAAGGCAUGAUUGAUGCUCAUCAUUUAGCUGAUGCUAAAGAGGAAUCUGAGGAGGAUCCAUUAUGGCAGUGCUUCAAACUUCCAAGAGAUGCCCACUUUGAUUAUAAGAGACCACUCCUACCAGCACAGUGUUAUGAAUUGGAUGAUACUGAUGGUAUCGGAUUGGAAACUCUCUAUGACAUGGACAAUAAUGAAGAGAUCUUCUCCCAACCUAUGAAGAAGCUGAAGCCUGAGAGACCAGCAUUGAGCAACCAUGAUCUACUUACGGGCAACUUCUCUGUGGAUCAGCUGGACUAUAAGCCACCACCGAGGGCAGCAUCUCCUGAACCAGUGGACCCCUAUGAGUUCAUGGAGCAUGAUACAUCUCCAACAAGCCGAGUGAUUUCCUAUCGCAGUCGUGGCAAAGAUUUCAAAGGCAAACCUAAAGGGCUCCAGCAAAGACGCAACAGCAUACGCAAGGAACGCAAGAAACAGGAGGAAGAGGCAGCAAGACGUGCUGAAGAGGAGAAGAUAAAACAAGAGCAACUCAACCAGGAGCAGUCUCAGAAUAAUGCUGUUGAUGAGAAAGGUGGGAGACUUGACUCUAGCAGCCUGUUGCAGGGUAAUGACCUUAAAGUGACUUCCUAUGAAGACUUGGACCAGCUCUUCCAAUCAUCUGAUGAUGACGAUGAUGGGGGUGCCUUUGAGAAGGAGAGUCUUGGACCUCCAUCAGAAGAAGCCAAACCCCUCUCAGGGAACUCAAGUGGCCCAGUUGGUGUACCCUACAACACUGCGACGGAUCUAGUGAUGUUUCCUACUCCACCCUCCUUGGAACAGCAGAACUCCGCCUUCUCCCCAAUCAACCAGCCAUGCCUGGAAUACCUCAAUCACGGCUCAGUGGCUGGAGUAACACAGAUUGAGCAGACUAGUCUAGGAGAUAUCUCAGAGGUAGAGGUAGAUGACACUAUGGGGAGUCCGAAACCAGACACAGUCGAGGACUGGUCGUAUGUAUAUAAAGCCCCCACGCUGGAACGAUUCGUCGGAGCUAGUAUGUACGCACCACUCAAGUCAUUACCAAGUAGCAAGCUACCUCCCCUCAGAAUACCAGAGAAUUGUUUCUACAAGCCAUCAUGGCAGAUUCCACUUUCACCAAAGCCUGAAUUUAUAGCUUCAACCAAAGAAAGUGUUGCAUCUGGAAAUGGUCAGCUGAUAAACUCUCCUGCUUCAGCUGCAAUCGCUGUUGGUGUUUACCCUCCUGGCAGUCAAGGACCACGGAGUGUGACCAAUGCUGAUAUAGCGCCCUCUCCAGCCUCCGAGGCUUCUUCCUACAUCAAGAAUCUUAACUCUCUGGAAUCAGCCUCAUUAGGUAACAACAUCCCUGAGGCACAUAGCCUCACUGUUAACCUUGCGCUCUCCGACUCGCAGCUCAACAUUUUCAAAGACCGGAACUUUGACAGCUGUGUUAUCUGUGCGUGCAACAUGAGCAUCCGUGGUGGAGAAGCCAUAUCAGCUUUUGAUCCCAUGGGACCCUGCAGUUGUGGGUUCAGCUCUGUAAUGAACCGUCGGUACGGCACGGGCAGUGGGCUGUUUGCCGAGGAUGAAUCUGAAAUAACGGGGCAGUUUAGUGAUGUGGCCCUCUGGGCGUACCACCGGGAUAACCCUAUGUUAGCUGCUGAGUUUGCCCGUAAGGGACCCAUGGGCCUGGAGGGUGGCCUGAGCAGACUUUACACAAAGGACGGGAACUUGGUCGGCACCGAGACCAUGAGAACUUCAAACACGCUGUUGCGUUUGAUUCAGGAUCAGUGUAACACGCCAUAUUCAACAUUGUGUCGCUUAAAUUAUAUCACCAAAAGGAGGAACAUUAACAGCUCAGGUCAGCUUGCCAGAAGUCAGUUGGAGAUAGAAGAUGGGUGUGAGGCAUGUUUUGCAGCCUUGGAGCAAGGUCGGCAGGUAGCAGAGAACUCCAGCAAUGCUAAGCUCGAUGACACACUUCUCAAGAGUUCAUGUCUACAUAAUUGGCCUUACUCUCCAGGGAUGUAUCGCAGCCAACUGUCGUCCCAAGACAUUGUACGUACCCUCUCCUCCCUCCAGCCACUUCUCCAAGAUGCUAUACAGAAGAAGAGGACAACUAGGUUAUGGGAGCGACCUUACACUGUCCAAGGUCCUCUGACAUGGCAGGUCUUCUUCAACUUAGCUGCUAAAGGUUCAUCUGAAUCCCCAGAACCAUUACCCAUUCCACCUCUACUGGUUGGUUAUGACAGAGACUGGCUGUCAUCGUCACCCUAUGCUCUCCAUAACUGGGAGAAGCUGUUUCUUGAACCCUACAGCUCAUCGCGAGACAUUGCAUAUGUUGCAUUGGUACCUGAUAAUGACUUUGUACUUCAGUGUGCUAAGAGUUUCUUCAAGGAGGUGACUGCUGUGUAUGAGAGUUGUCGAUUAGGUCGACAUGCCCCUAUUGCUAAGACACAGCGAGAUGGCAUCUUCCGCAUUGGCAACAAGUAUGCAUCUAAGGUCGCUGAGGAACCUGUAGAUGAUUGGUUUGCAGAUAUUGGUCAUCUUCCAGAAGCGAGCAAGUUAAAGCUCUAUGCACAGGUCUGCAAAGCUUAUGUCGGUCCCUUUCUGAGUAGAGACCCGCCUGACCACACCUUAUUCAUGAACACUUCCCGACAUGACAGAUCAGCCAUGGCCAGCUCCAACAUCCCCAACCUUCCUAGUAACAUCGGUGGUCCCUCAUCAGUCCCUGGUAGCACUAACCACCUCAGUGGUGCACCAGGGAUGCUUGGUAUGGGUAGUGUAGCUCCUUCAGGACCCACGCAGGGACCUCAAGGAGAUGGGAUGGGACCUAGCGGAGGGAACCCACAACAGGGUAGUAUAAACAUGCCAGCACCAACCCUAACAGGACCUCCUGGUACUGGAUCUCAACAAGACUCCUCCGAGAAGACAGAACCUAAGGAGAACGAGACCGGAAUCAAUAUUCCAGAUGUCUCUGACUAUGAGAAACCGCCGUCUCCAGCCGUAGUGGUCUACAUCAUUGAUCCAUUCAGCACUGAUGAUGACUAUGGGGAGAGGUCUAUGUCCACUCUAGCCCUGCUUAAAAGCUUUGCUGAGAUACAACAACAUGUUCAGGGGGAUCUUAAGAAGAAUAUCAUCUUGCAGAUCAUUCCACUGCAGCAGAUUCUUCAGGUUGCCAAUAGCGACAUGUCAACACGUCUUCUCAGUCAGAUCAAGUGCCAUGCCUUCUCCGUCUUCUCACAGUGUCGGCGCCAUCUGCUGCCCUCUAUCGCCGGACGCAGUCUAACAGGCUUCGGUCCCGCUGCCGAGCUAGACAGAAUACUAAGAGCAAAUAAAGAUGGCCCUAAACCUCAGUACCGUCUGUACUCCCCACCCUACGUACUGGCCCCCCUCAAGGACAAACAGACAGAACUUGGUGAAUCCUUCGGUGAGCUGAGGCAAGCCUGCGGAGAGCUAUUCUGUGGUUACUGCCUGUCACAUGAUCAGCGGUUGCUACUGGUAUCCUGUACAGACUCUAAAGGGGAGAUGAUGGAGACCCAAGUUAUUAACAUUGAUGUGCCUAAUAGGAAACGAAGGAAAAAGGUGUGUGUGAGGAACAUUGCCCUGAUCAAACUAUGGGACUUCCUGAUGGGGGUCAUGUCUAAAGCAGCCGUACCAUGGAGACUCGUUGUGGGCCGCUUUGGACGUCUUGGACAGGGUGAACUCAGGGAUUGGAGCGCAUUACUCAGCAGACGGUCUUUAACGACCCAGAGUCAAACGCUGAAGGAGAUGUGCAACAUGUGUAACGUGACGGGUAACAAUGAUUACCCCUGUAUCCUUAGUGCCUGCUUGGUCUCCAUGGAACCUGAGCCUGGUCUGCGCAUCAUGGCAGAUUCUGUAGCAGCAGAUAAAUGCAGUAAGAAUGCACAACGGGACCAGCCGAGCUGUCAGCUACACACGCCAGAUGAUGCCACCUGCACACAUAUUCAUGUCUUCCCUACCAGCGCUACCAAACAGGUUGCAAGCGGCCCAUUCCAAGCUGAGCCCAUGAUGGAUCUAUCCUUCACCAACACCAACGACAAUGUCCUACCAGUCGAAGAUGAUCUUCUCUUAUUCACAGAGGGAUUAGACAACCAGGACUUGGCCCAUAUCCUUGGGCUAGGUUCCCCGCCUAAGAUGAACAUGGGUUCACCGGUAGCUUCUCCUACUGGACACUCCCCUGGACCAAGCUCACCAAGUGGUCAACAGAUGAACAUGGCAUCUAACAGUGAGAACAUGAAUAAGAACACCAACCAGCAGAUAUUGCCAACAGAGCCUGAGGAGAAUCUUCUACAGCAGCCUUUAGCCAUGGGCUUCUUUGUCUCCACAGCUAAGACUGGUCCGUUACCAGACUGGUUCUGGUCCUCAUGCCCAGAGGCUGUCAACAAUUGCCCUGUCUUCCUCAAGGCGGCGUUACAUUUACACAAUGCCUCAGUUCAGCAGAUGUCUGAUGACAUUCUCCAGACUAAACACACUCAUCCUCUGGAUUCUAACCUUACAACGGAUGUACUCAGGUAUGUACUGGAAAGCUACAACAGUCUGUCAUGGCUGAACGUGGAUCCAUCGAGUGGAGAUCGGCGGUCGUGCCUCCCCAUUCAUCUUGUGGUUCUCAUGCAACUCUACAAUACAAUAGCAGCCCUCUUUUAAACCAAGCGGGUCACUUCUACACUUCAAGUCCACUCAUCAUCAUCUUUGGAUGUUUCUCAAAUCAUAGAAACCUUGAUCAAACUGAGAGUUCCAAACUUUUGCCAAUAAUUGUGCCCUGACGCCCAAGAUUGACUCAAUAUUUUGAGACUAUAUAGGUAGGGAUAACUCUUGAAUUAUGCUGAAUGGAAGUGUUUUAUUUGUGUUUUGUCUCAAGUUCAUCCAGUCCUGUUUUGUUUUUUAAAUGGUGACUCAAAGUAGAAACUCUUGUUGGAGUUGGUUACAUAUUGGAAUCUGGACUGAACCAAGAGAGCUGAACCCUGUAUUAGACGCCCUUGUGUAAUUCUUGGAGACUACUAUUUAUUCUAUGGAGUAUCUGAUGCCCUCAAGUAACGAUGUAAGACUGUUGGAGAAGAAUUGUCAGUCUGACUUGCAGAAUGGAUCGUGGAGAUCUCUGGAUUGACAGCAGAAUGACUCGGAGUGAGUAGAUGCAUCUUAACACCAUGUUGGAGACAGCAACACCAAUGUCCGAGUGGAGCCUGUGCAGAGAUUGUGACCGCAUGUUCCUCCGUAUGUCAUAGGGGUAAGCGUUUUUAUUACAACAGUUGUCACCUAGCUUUGAUAAGGAUCAUCUGCUGCCCUCUAUUGAGAGAUAAGAGAAAGUAAGUUCAACGUUCUCUAUCUAAUGUUAUGGAAUACUAUUUGAAUGUCUAUUGGAUUGCGUGCGAAUGUUAUAAUACUCCUGGUUCUGGUCUUGAAAGGAUUUGUCUCUGUCAUAACAAGCUUCGGUGUGUCGGGCCUGCUCAAUACUACAAAGCAUUAUGGAAUGAAUGAUUGAUUACUCGUACAUGUGAUUGAUAUCAACAAUAAAUCAACAAAAUAAUUUAAGUAAAUGGAUACAAUGCACCCACCACUAAUCUUUCGGUUACGUUUUAAGCCCCCUUCCCCCCCCCUCCCCCUCUCAAUCUUUGUCAUGGUUUGAUGAUCCAGAAAUGUCAAGUCAUCACACGCAGGCCCCAGUUUCAUAAUGUUGUGAAGCAGGCAAUAGUUUUGAGCAGUGAAAAGCAAAAACUUGAUUGCGACAUCAGUUGUGAUUAUUUCAAGACAUUUUUGUUGUGCUGAGAAAAAUUAUUCAGUGUGUUAAAUUCUCACACUCACCAGAAAAUGAAUAGUGACUUUUAUAGCAGUUAAGAUGCUCAAUCACUUGACAGAGUUUCCAUGGUUAUAGCUCUGUACACACUUUAUCAAGCGGAAUGUUUUCGCUGAAAGUUUGUGAAACAUUACCAAGCAUUAAAACAACCCAUGACAAAAAUUUCAUAGUGAUAUCUUUUCACAUCUGUUGAUGAUUUUGUUUGUAGGCAUUUUUAUCCAACUACAAUUAAUUAAUUUUUUUUUUAUAUUUUUUUUAUAUAUUAUUCUAUUCAACUCAACUGGAAUAUGACUUGCCCUAUCACUCAUAAACUGUUGUACCAUCAACAAAACAAAGCUCAAUCCAGAAAAAAAGGUAAUGUUUUGAUGUAGUCCUAUUUUGUAUUAUAUAAACAAUAGUAUGUUUCUGCACUGAGGAAAUGGACUGGGUAAAAAUGCAAUAAGAAAAUGGUAUAUUCCCUUUAGCAUUAAAGAAUGCAAUGAAAACUUCACGAAGAUGCAAAAGGGACUUUAAAAUUCUACUAAAAAAGGAGAAUGGUAUUUGGAAAUACAAAGUUUCAUUUGAACUCACAAAACAAGACAAAAUUGAUGAGUUAUUGAACUGUAGAGCAAGACAGAAGUCCAGCCCAAACAAGUGGGUAUCUUUGUAGGGGAUGUAUGGAUUUCUUGACUUUCCUAUUCACACAGCAGCAAACAAGUGGGUAUCUUUGUAGGGGAUGUAUGGAUUUCUUGACUUUCCUAUUCACACUGCAGCAAACAAGUGGGUAUCUUUGUAGGGGAUGUAUGGGUUUCUUGACUUUCCUAUUCACACAGCAGCAAACAAGUGGGUAUCUUUGUAGGGGAUGUAUGGAUUUCUUGACUUUCCUAUUCACACUGCAGCAAACAAGUGGGUAUCUUUGUAGGGGAUGUAUGGGUUUCUUGACUUUCCUAUUCACACAGCAGCAAACAAGUGGGUAUCUUUGUAGGGGAUGUAUGGGUUUCUUGACUUUCCUAUUCACACAGCAGCAAACAAGUGGGUAUCUUUGUAGGGGAUGUAUGGAUUUCUUGACUUUCCUAUUCACACUGCAGCAAUUUAACUAGGGUUCCAUGCUUACGUCCUUGGUCAAAACUUCCGCUAGUGUAAGAUGUUGUCGUAGGUCCGGACCUGCGACAAAAUGUAGCAAUG